Messenger RNA from Chironomus riparius, 826 nucleotides. The record is from the annotation of a GenBank genome assembly. NCBI's taxonomy places the organism in Eukaryota, Metazoa, Arthropoda, Insecta, Diptera, Chironomidae.
UUUCAAAAAAUCAAAACAGUUUAGCUUGUGCAAUUAAACCUUUAAGUUCUACUUAAACUAAAACAAAUCUUAUUCAAAAUGUUCAAAUUGUUCGUUCUCUCAGCCCUCGUUGCCUGUGCCAGCGCUAUUGUUGCACCAAUUGCCCCAUACGGAGCUGCUUAUGCUGCCCCUUAUGCCGCUGCCUAUGGAGCUGCCUAUCAUGCACCAAUCGCUGCUGCAUACCACGCUCCAAUUGUAGCUAAAACUAUUGCCCCAGCAUACCCAUACGGUGCUGCAUACGCUGCACCAUACGCAUCACCAUACGGAGCUGCUUAUCAUGCACCUCUUGCCGCCCCAAUCGUUAAAGCUGCCUAUGCUGCUCCAUUAGCCACAAGCUACGCAAACACAUACAAGGUUGCCGCUUCAUACCCAGCUUACCAUGCCGCACCAGUCGUCAAGACUAUUGCCCCAGCAUACCCAUACAGUGCUGCAUACGCAUCACCAUACGGAGCUGCUUACCAUGCACCUCUUGCCGCCCCAAUCGUUAAGGCUGCAUACCCAGCUUAUGGUGCCGCUUACUUGCACUAAAUUAUUUACUGACUGUUGAUUACAAAUGCCAUCACUGCCAAAUCAAAUCUUUGUUGUAAAUAAUUAAACUGUUUUUGUGCUCCGCCGCUAUUCAUUCUGUGCUAUACUAUCAUCCAUUCUUCCAUCUUAAUUUAAAAUAAUACUCUGAGCACUAUUUUUGUCUGUUAUUCCCUUAAAAACUUAUAAAAACGUAUGUCCAAAAAAAAAAAUUACAAGACAUGACAUCCAGCAAUUAUCUUGAAUAUGAAAAGUAUUAAAG